Messenger RNA from Sclerotinia borealis F-4128, 2817 nucleotides. The record is from the annotation of a GenBank genome assembly. NCBI's taxonomy places the organism in Eukaryota, Fungi, Ascomycota, Leotiomycetes, Helotiales, Sclerotiniaceae.
AUGCCACCAUUCUUUGCUCCAAGAAAGCCAAAGCCACCUGUUCGUCUUGAUCCAGAACAACAGGUUGCCAACUCGCACUAUUAUACGGCUUUCAAAGUCAUUCUGAAGAUCACCGUGAUUGCUCUCGUCAUUUGCAUUGCUUUCUUGCCAACAGUAGCACUUCACAAUAAACACAAACAGCAUUCCGACGAACCCGUUGUUAAUGAUCUAGAACAUCCUACCAAGCUCGGUAUCUUGACCGAACUUGACCGUCGAGCUACUCAUGUUCUCUUUCGUUUCGUGAAAUCUGCCAAGCUCCUCCUUGAAGAAUCACGCAAUCGAAACUCGCUGUCUGAUGAGUUGACGAAACCUUCUGCCAGCGAACAGGUCGAACGAUCUGAGCAAGUGGCUGAUGAUACUGCGGACGAUAUUCGAUAUGGUGAUUAUACACUCGGUGAUUCGAUACAUCAAGCCAAAUUCGAAAACGAACCGACGCAGGAAUGUCUUCCGGAGGUGAAAAGAGAAAGUGGCGGAAGGUGUCCCGGACAACCAAUUCUCCCAAUUAGAGAUGAUGAUCGGGUGGUUCUUGAUCAAAGUUGCACCUGGCAAGAACGACGCAAGCAUGGAGGAAAGUGUGAAGCUUGGCGACCCACGCCUCGCUCCUUGAUCGCGAGUGAAGACGCUGCUCCUCUUCCAGCUGAAUCUCGUAACAAUAAGCACUUCAAUCGUCCAAGAAGUACACUGUUGAUGUCAAGAUCAACGCCAAUACCAACACCCGCGCCCACACCCCAGGUCAUCGAAACUUGUUCUUAUGAGAGUGCGAUUAAGAACGGAGGACGGUGUCCCCACGGGUUAGUUAAUGGCCAAAAUCCGACAGACAACAAACCAAUUUCUAUCACGGUCAGAAUAGAAUCUCACGAACCCAAUACAGAACAACAACCACGUGGAGAGACAGCAAAUGAUGAGAUCGAAGACAUCACCGCAGCCUAUCCGGCUGAUUUCUGUCCACCUCCUUGGCAUUACGUGAAUGGCUGGUGCACUUAUUUGUUCAUAGAUGAUAAUAACGGACGUCCUGUUACUCUCACUGUUUCAGAGCCUGGGUCACGAAAUAGACAAUCUCGUGGGGAGGAUAUGACCCAGAAGACCGAAGUUGCUACUACACCAGUUUCUGCUUCAACCUCAACCUCUACCACUAUCCAUAGUUCUUUGUCCACGGGUAGAGCAUGUGAACCCCCUUGGAUCCGCACUAAGAAUGGCCGAUGCAUAUAUGCUCCCAAGUAUCAGAGUAAUCAUCACAAGGAUACCGUGUCCCGACCACGGAGGUCAAGACGACAACGACGUGGUGCAUUUGUGAGCGAGGAGCGUGAGGUCGAUCCUAGUUGGGAAGAUGACUCGUGUGAGCCGCCUUUGAUUCUCAUCUCUAUCAACUGGUGUAUUUAUCUACCGGGAUAUGAGCAUGGAACAGACGAUUAUGUGUCUGGAACUCUUAAUGCCACAGCACAACCAAUGGCUACAGCACGACCAAUUAUCACAAAACAGCCAACUGUCACAGAACAACCAACUGCCACAGCACAACCAUCUGCUACAGCACAACCGACCGUCACAGAAGAACCAACCGUCAUAGUAAUCGCGCACUGCGUAAACGACGCCGAAGGGCAUCUUCACUGUGUCAAAGUUUCGAAGAAAGUCCGACAAAUUUCUUCAGUUCAUCAUCGUCGAGGUUUCUGGCCCGACGAUUGGAUACCACAAAUUGAAGCAGACUGUGACCCAUUUAUCGGAACAUAUGCGCACUAUCAAUGCAUGCAAUUGAUCAAACACAAAAACAUUGGUCUCAAAAUGAUCAUGGUGUUCCUCAUUCUCGCCGGCUUCGGCUCUCUCAUCUUCCUCGUCAUUACUUGUGCGAAUCGAGCUUCACGUCCUAAAGCCCAACCUUUUAGACAGGUGUGUGGAGUAAUCAAUGCAAAUGGCAUGACUCAACAUGGCUCGCCCAUGUGUGCAAAUUACCCGUGGAUUAAUCAUGGAAAUGCGAAAGCGCACGGGAUUGGUAAUGGGAAUGGGAAUGCGAAUGGAAGCCCAAUGAAUGGAGAGCGAUGGGCUCGAGGACCUCCGGCUUACGAUCCCAUGAGACAGCACACGGAAGACCAUUCUGGUAGUCUGGUGGCUUGUUCGCGAGACUUCAAUUGUGGAAGUGGUUCUACUUCUCGUGGGACGGAUAAUUGGAUUCGCAAAUUGUGCAAUAAAUGUUUUGGGAAUCGAAGUUCUUCGCCCUUGGACCCGGUGUAUUCUGCGGGGAUGAUGCGACAAGGUCCUAGGAUCGAUACGUUGAGAUUGCCGAAUGCGAAUUUGGCGACGGUGAGGAGGGCGAGUGGUCUGGUUCCGAGUGAGGUGAAUGGGAGGGUUAGUGGGAGUGGGAGUCUGAGUGUGAGGGGGAGUGUGAGUGUGAGGGGGGAGAGCGCGGAGAGUGCGGAGAGUGCAGAGACGGCCGAGACGGUGGUGCUGGGGAGUGAGUAUGGUCGUGGUGUGGGUGUGGGUAUGGGUAGGGGUGCUGGCGUGGUUAGAAAUUCGGGCUCGGGUGUGAGGGGUUUGGCGUUGGGUUCGGGCUCGGGUAGUGGUAAUGGUCGUGGUCGUGGUCAUGGUAAUGGGUUGUCUGGGGUCACUUUGACGCACCAUGGUAAUCUUAGUGGCGAUACGGUUGUGGAGCCAGAAGCUGCGAUGAUGAAGUCGGGACAUUUGAAAAAGGUGGAGUUUGUGGGGUUAACGGGAUUAGAGGAGGUGGAGAUUGGAAGUUGGAGGUUUGAGAUGGAGGGAAGGGAAAGGAAAGGAGAAUUUGGAGAUUGA